This is a messenger RNA of Plasmodium yoelii, 906 nucleotides long. RefSeq names its product PIR protein. The record is from RefSeq and is a predicted model, not a curated record. The transcript is spliced from 3 exons. Lineage: Eukaryota; Apicomplexa; Aconoidasida; Haemosporida; Plasmodiidae. The coding region runs from base 1 to 906 and encodes 301 amino acids.
AUGAAUGGCCAAUUAUGUGAAAUACUCCUUUCUGUAAGGAACUGGUUUCCCGAUGAAUUCGAAAAUAAUGGAGACUAUCAAAUUCAAGAUGCUCAUUUUUUCAGUGAAUAUUGUGAUAAUGAAAAAUGUGAGACGGACAUCGAUAAAAUUAAUGCUGGAUGUUUACGGUUGUUUGAUGAAUUCUUUGUGAAUUAUCAUUCGUUUCCGAAUAAUAAUAUCAAUAUUGUUGAAUACAUUACCAUAUGGUUAAGUUAUAUGUUAACCCUACACCCACAUGAAGAAAUCAACAAUCUAAGUGAAUUUUAUACUAAAUUUAUAGAAAAUGGCGAUGAUUAUAAAAAGGCUAUAACUGGUGUUACUGAUUAUAAGAGUUAUAAGGAUCUUAUAGAUAAAAAAAAUAUGAUGAAUAUGGAUAUUAAAGAUAUAUCUAAAUUUUAUGAUGCACUUAUAUUAUUAUGUAAAAUGUAUACUGAAUUUGAUACAGACAGUUCGAAUUGCAAAAACUGUUCGGAAAAAGGUGAUAAAUUUGUUAAAAAAUAUAAUGAACUUAAUGAAAAUCCUAGUAAUGCUGGAAGCAAUUCAUAUAAUCAACUAUUAUGUACUUUAUCAACUGAUUAUGAUAAUUUUAAAAAAUAUUAUGAUGAAAAAAAGGUUGAAUAUAAUGAUUUUCCAUCCCUUCCUGCGAUAGAUAAAACAAAAAUUCCUGCAAAUUGUUCUGAGCAAAGUUCUAAAGUUACAUCAUCAAGUUCGUCGAUAGCAAACAAAUUAAUUCCAGUUUUAUCGAUAUUAGUUGCAAUAGCAAUUUUUUUAGGAAUUUCUUAUAAGUAUUCAUUAUUUGACUUUCGGAAAAGGCUUCAAAGACUCAAUUUAAGAAUCAAACAAAUAAAGAGGAAAAUAAAUCAUUAA